AACAAAAGUAAGUGUUUGAAAUCUGACAAAUAUUUAGAUUUGUUAGUUUCAGAAAGUAAAACAGUGUUUAAUAAGUACUUGUAAAUAUUCUGGUUAUCUCGAUAAAUAUGAUAAUUUUAUCAUUUCAUUUUUCGUUAUAAAUAACUUUGAAAGACUGAUAUAUCAAAACAGUGAUGACAAUGUGUUUAUUGUAAUUGUUAAUGAUUAUGACAUCUUAAUUUUUUAAAGAAUGGAAUAUACAAAACGACGGCGGUAUACAGUUCAUGUUGAAACUAAUAGCCUUCAAGAUAUUUAUCAACAUGAUUUACAGAUGUAUGAUUUCCCUCCGAAAGGUGAAAUUCCAUUCGUGGAGUUCCAACAGUUGGGCAUAGAUAGAUUAAAACUUUUACAACAUAUUGAAAACAAUGCUGUACGAACAGAUUUAAAGAAAUUAAAGGAUCGUAAAGAUGAACUAUGUACAGUUCUAGCAAAAGAUGGACUUAAAUAUUUUGUACAUCUCUUACUUGCAAGGGGAUGUAACUCUUCUACAGAAAUGGAUUUACAAUGUAGGAAGAAGGAUCACUUAUCACAUUUUAUAAUGAGAUUAUCAUAUUGUCAAAAUCCAGAACGAUCAAUGUGGUUUGUUAAACAAGAAGUAGAACUAUUUAAAUUAAGAUUUGAUUCAUUAGACAAAGAAGGAAUAGAGAAAUUACUUAGUAUGCAUAACAUCGAAUGUCAACAAAUUACACAAGAAGAAAAACUUCAGAUUUGGGAAGAACUUAGUUCGUGCAAUCCAAAAUCUUCAAAUAUUGAUCUGAUAGAAUUUUAUAAAGUGCCUUUUCAAAAAGUUGCUGACCUGGUUAAAUCGCGUAAAGUUUAUCUUUCUCUAGGAAAAGCAUACAUUUCUCAAGAAAAUUUAGUGUCUCUGUUUGUUACUUAUUUCAGAAAAAAUUUAAUCGAUGGUAUGGAGUAUGCAAAAAAGUAUGUUUCAAAUAUAUCCGAUGAUGAGAGAUUAAUGUCUUAUGUCAAAUCAUUACCUGGUGCUUUCUCUGGCAUGACACGUGUUGUUUGGACGACUACCACCACACCUGUAGAAAAAUUGGAUGAGUUGUCAAAAACCUCCUAUCCUUUGUGUAUGAGAACGUUACACGAAGGGCUUAGGACUCAGCAUCAUCUCAAAAAUAGUGCACGUAUUCAAUAUGGUUUAUUCAUAAAAGGUAUAGGAGUAACAUUAGAAGAUGCAUUGCGCUUCUGGAAAAUGGAGUUCACGAAAAAGAUUGAUCCAGACAAAUUCGAUAAACAAUAUGCUUAUAGUAUAAGGCAUAUUUAUGGCAAAGAAGGAAAACAGACAAAUUACACUCCUCUUGGAUGUCCAAAAAUUAUAAGUUCUUCUGUGGGCCCUGGAGAAUAUCAUGGCUGUCCAUAUCGGCAUAUGGAUUCUGAGUCAUUAAAACAAAAAUUAUCUAGUUAUGGUGUACCGGUAAAAAAUAUUAAUGAUAUAGCAGAUUUAGCCAAGGAUGGCCAUUACCAUAUUGCUUGUGCAACAUAUUUCGAGGUUUUACAUAAUCGCUUGCCGGAUAAGCCUAUUAUUCACCCGAAUAUAUAUUUUGUAGAGAGCCGAGCUAUUUUGGCUAAAGAUACUGGUACAGAGUCUGAAAACACCGAUAAAUUGUCACAAAGUGGAAGAUUGAGUGAGAAAGUAAGUCAUACACCUACAAGAAGUGAAAGAAACACUGAUACACCUUCAAGAUAUAACGAUAGAUCGAUUGGUACCCCCUCAAGAUACAUAGGUAAAAGUAGUACACCAUCCAGAAGAAUAGAUAAAACAAAUAUGACUCCAAUAAGAGCAGUUAAAGCUGUACCAAAAAGAAUAAACAAUGAUAAUUAUCUCAACGCGGAGGAUAUCGCCGAAUUAAUGAGUGAAGAUAUGUGAGAGCAAAUAAAAUGUACAAAGUUCAUCGAAAAUUUGUCACUUGUAUUUUUAUUAUAAAAUAAAUAAUAUUUUUUUAACUU
Molecule: messenger RNA, 1992 nt
Organism: Hylaeus anthracinus
Lineage: Eukaryota; Metazoa; Arthropoda; Insecta; Hymenoptera; Colletidae
Product: DNA primase large subunit-like
Exons: 7
Coding region: 230-1912 (560 amino acids)
Biological process (GO): DNA replication, synthesis of primer
Cellular component (GO): alpha DNA polymerase:primase complex
Source: RefSeq, a predicted model, not a curated record